GCGAUCCCCCGUGUAAGAGUGAGGUGGAGGAGGACAUUCCAGUCCAUGUGACCACAGGAAAUCCCAAUAAGAAUUCUGAAGGAAACGUCAUGUUAUCACUAGAUCAUAAAGAAGAAGAUCAGGACAACAUGCAGCAUUCUUCAGGAGAAAACCUCAAUACACUGAUCUGUUAUCCAGGACCUCACAGUGCAGAUCUAUCAUAUAAUCCUCCUAAUCAUGAGGAACCUUCUCCUGACCAACCUCAGAUUGUAACAACAAGUCCAGAUCUGUCACAUAAUCCUCCUAAUCAUGAGGAACUUUCUCCUGACCAAUCUCAGAUUGUAACAACAAGUCCAGAUCUGUCACAUAAUCCUCCUAAUCAUGAGGAACUUUCUCCUGACCAAUCUCAGAUUGUAACCACAAGUCCAGAUCUGUCACAUAAUCCUCCUAAUCAUGAGGAACCUUCUCCUGACCAAGCUCAGAUUAUAACCACAAGUAGUGGGCAGAAAGGAAGUAAAAGGUUUCAUUGUGAAGAAUGUGGAAAACUGUUUACAAGAAGGUCAGUUCUUUCUGUGCACAGAAGAAUUCACACAGGAGAGAAGCCAUAUUCAUGUUCAGAAUGUGAGAAAUGUUUCACAGACAAAUCAGGUCUCAUUAAACAUCAGAGAAUCCACACAGGAGAGGAGCCAUAUUCAUGUUCAGAGUGUGGGAAAUGUUUUGCACGAAAAUCAAGUCUCCUUAUCCAUCAGACAAUUCACACAGGGCUAAAGCCAUACUCGUGCUCCGAAUGUGAGAAAUCUUUUACAGAAAAAUCUAAUCUCCUUAUACAUCAGAGAAUUCACACGGGGCUAAAGCCAUACUCAUGCUCCGAAUGUGAGAAAUAUUUUACCCAGAAAUCAAAUCUUAUUAUACAUAAGAGACUUCACACAGGAGAGAAGCCAUAUUCAUGUUCAGAGUGUGGAAAAUAUUUUGGUUUGAAGUCAAAUCUUAAAAUACACCAGAGAAUUCACACAGGAGAGAAGCCGUAUUCAUGUUCAGAAUGUGGCAAAUGUUUUAUAGAAAAAGCUAAACUUCUUUGUCAUCAGAAAAUACACACAACAGAGAAGCCUCACACAGGGGUGAAGCCAUAUUUGUGUUCUGAAUGUGGGAAAUCCUUUAUAUAUCAGUCACAUCUUGUUAGACAUCUGAGAUGCCACACAGGAGUAAAGCCAUAUUCAUGUUCAGAAUGUGGGAAAUCUUUUACAAAUAGAUCAGAUCUUGUUACACAUGAGAGAAUUCACACGGGAGAAAAGCCGUAUACAUGUUCAGAAUGUGAGAAAUGCUUUACAAAUAAAUCAGAUCUUGUUUCACAUCAGAGAGGUCACACGGGAGAGAAGCCAUAUUCAUGUUCAGAAUGUGGAAAACGCUUUAGAAGCAAAUCCUCUCUUAUUAUACAUCAAAGAAUUCACACAGGAGAGAAGCCAUAUUCAUGUUCAGAAUGUGGAAAAUGCUUUAGAAUUAAAUCAGCUCUUACUAUACAUGAGAGAAGUCACACAGGAGAGAAGCCAUAUUCAUGUUCAGAAUGUGGUAAAUGCUUUACAGUUAAAACGAAUCUUGCCACACAUCAGAGAAUGCACACAGGAGAGAAGUCAUUAUGAUGUUCUAUAUAGGGAAAAUCAGUUUUUGAAACUAAUCAGAAAAUUUAAACUGAGAAGGAACCAAUUUUGUUUUUGGAUUGUGAGAAAUGCUGUGAGAAGUUCUUACUGGUGUAUCAUUUUAAUAAAAAUUUCCAUGAUGGCACCUAACCACGAGAUGAUCAUCAGAUAGUGAUAGGUAGUUUAAAAGAGACUUUACUCCAAUGCCUUUUCAGUGUCUUCCUGAACCUUACAGGACCACUUACCUUAUACUUUAUUUUACAUAGUUUCUACCAUUUGAAAGUUUUUUUUGUGGGGUAGAGAUCAAGAAUAAGCAGGUGCUGUUUCAUGAAAAAAUAAAUUACUGGAAAGUAUCAUUUUUUUAUUUUUCAAUCUACACAACUACAACUGACCAUAAGAUCUACCAGAUCAAGCACUGUCCUCAUCAGGCAACAGCUCGAGACCUUCCUAUUUUUAUUUAGAAGUAAUGUUUUAGAAAAGCUUAAGUUUUUGGUUUUAUAGGCCUAGCUUCUUCCCAUGUAAUAGAUUUGAUUAAUGAUUUCUUUGCUCCUUGAAAUCACAGGAAAUUACAGAUUAUUCCAAGUCUUGGAGGAGACUAGAUACUGGAAUGUGAUAGGAAGAUUACACCGCCACUUGUUAUGCUUCGGUAUUUAUGAAUACCCAUAUGGUUGGUCAAUUUGCCCUUCCUCAGUAAUAUGAGUCUAUGAAAUCAUAUAAAUUAAUAAGUUGAUAGCCAUAGUGAAUGUGUACAUUGCACGCAAGAUUCACUCCUGUAUACACACGCGCCAGCAAUCAGGUCGGCAUGUAUGUGCAAAAGAACCAUUACUGCACACAUACACACACAGUGAAUUAGUAUACAUAUGCAGUGGAGGUCCAAAUAUAUUACAGCAACCUAACAUAUACUAUCUAGAUGGAUGAAGUAAUCGUAUGAGAAGUGUAUGGAGGAAUCCCCGUAUUCUAUGAAAUGUCUCCCCAUUGUUAGGACACCAUCGUGUGUCUGCUCUAUGGAAGAUGGCUAUUAUGGGCUGACGUGUCCGUGCCAUGAACAAACCGAUAACAUGUCCACCACAUCUUUGACUCCAAUCCUAAAAGGGAAAAUGAAUCACCUGGGAAAUUGCCUUUGGUGAGCAGGAUUCCUCUAUGGAGAUCAGGCUGCAGUCCUAUAUGUGGGACGUGGCUUAUCUAGAGCUCAUAUCAUAGCACCCAGAGACACCAACCACACAACUGUAGGGUAUACCACCACCGCACUGUAGGCGCUGUUAUCCUAAAUUGGGAUCAAUAUAGAAUGAAGCAACCCUAGGUAAAUG
Molecule: messenger RNA, 2920 nt
Organism: Bufo gargarizans (Asiatic toad)
Lineage: Eukaryota; Metazoa; Chordata; Amphibia; Anura; Bufonidae
Product: gastrula zinc finger protein XlCGF26.1-like
Exons: 3
Coding region: 90-1616 (508 amino acids)
Biological process (GO): regulation of transcription by RNA polymerase II
Cellular component (GO): nucleus
Molecular function (GO): RNA polymerase II cis-regulatory region sequence-specific DNA binding; DNA-binding transcription activator activity, RNA polymerase II-specific
Source: RefSeq, a predicted model, not a curated record